AGAAAUGAUAUGGUUGAGUACUUUGGAGAACAACUCUCUGGUUUUGCUUUCACCGUCAAUGGUUGGGUGCAAUCUUACGGAUCUCGGUGCGUGAAGCCACCGGUCAUCUACGGUGACGUGAGCCGUCCCAAGCCAAUGACGGUCUUCUGGUCCUCCACCGCUCAGAGCAUGACUUCUCGUCCAAUGAAAGGAAUGCUUACAGGUCCUGUCACUAUCCUCAACUGGUCCUUUGUCAGAAACGAUCAACCAAGGCACGAAACCUGCUACCAGAUCGCCUUGGCCAUCAAGGAUGAAGUGGAGGAUCUCGAGAAGGCCGGGAUCAACGUGAUUCAGAUCGACGAAGCCGCUCUUAGAGAAGGGCUGCCGCUCAGGAAAUCCGAGCAAGCCUUCUACUUAGACUGGGCU
Molecule: messenger RNA, 405 nt
Organism: Tarenaya hassleriana
Lineage: Eukaryota; Viridiplantae; Streptophyta; Magnoliopsida; Brassicales; Cleomaceae
Product: 5-methyltetrahydropteroyltriglutamate--homocysteine methyltransferase 2-like
Exons: 2
Molecular function (GO): zinc ion binding; 5-methyltetrahydropteroyltriglutamate-homocysteine S-methyltransferase activity
Source: RefSeq, a predicted model, not a curated record